AUGUCUCUUACACUACCCUCUCAGUCAUCAAUUGAUGAAAUUCAUCAUCAAUGGAUGAUUAAAUAUGGACGCAUGUACGCAAACACAUCCGAGAUGGAAAAACGAAGGAUAAUAUUUAAGAAGAAUUUAGAAUUUAUUGAAAGGAGAAAUAAGAUAAACAGGGCUGCUGGCAAGAAUUAUACAUUAGGUCUUAAUGAUUUUUCUGAUUUAAACACCGACGAAGUGAUUUCAUGUUCUGGAAUCAUGAACAUUCCAGACAAACUUAUUUCUUCCAAUACAAUGUUCUUCUUUAAUGAUAUUCCAGAGUCUGUUGAUUGGAGAGAACGAGGGGCUGUCACCUCGGUUAAAAGGCAAGGCACUUGUGGAUGUUGUUGGGCGUUUGCAACUAUGGCAGCUAUAGAAGGUAUUUGGCAAAUAAGAAUGGGUGAUUUGAUCUCACUAUCAGCCCAACAUUUAAUUGACUGUGAUCCGGGGAGCAACGGAUGUCGCGGUGGUUAUCUCAAUAGUGCAUUUGAGUUUGAAAGAGUACACAGUGGUGGUGUUCCUAGCGAAAAAGAUUAUCCAUUUAAAGAAAUUCAGCAAGCUUGCCGUAAUAAAUUUAUACCCUCAGCAGGAUUUGAUGGUUAUCGAUUUGUACCUCGUGGUGAUGAACAACAACUACUACAAGUUGUGGCACAACAACCAGUAGCAGCUCAAAUUGCUACUUGUCCUGAAUUUGAAGCUUACAGUGGUGAUAGAAUUUAUUCAGGACCAUGCGGACCCGUUUUGAACCAUGCGGUUGCUAUAGUUGGUUACGGGGUAAGUGCUGAUGGACAAAAGUAUUGGAUAAUUAAGAAUUCAUGGGGUGAAUUUUGGGGUGAAUCAGGCUACAUGAAAUUGAUAAGAGGAACUGGAUCUCGAAGAGGUCAUUGUGACAUCACUGCUGGUUAUUCUAUUUAUCCCACUCUCACGGUUUGA
This is a messenger RNA of Trifolium pratense (red clover), 957 nucleotides long. Its product is annotated as ervatamin-C-like. The transcript has 2 exons. The coding region runs from base 1 to 957 and encodes 318 amino acids. Gene Ontology annotation, cellular component: lysosome. The record is from RefSeq and is a predicted model, not a curated record. Gene Ontology annotation, molecular function: cysteine-type endopeptidase activity. NCBI's taxonomy places the organism in Eukaryota, Viridiplantae, Streptophyta, Magnoliopsida, Fabales, Fabaceae.